Molecule: messenger RNA, 528 nt
Organism: Suillus discolor
Lineage: Eukaryota; Fungi; Basidiomycota; Agaricomycetes; Boletales; Suillaceae
Exons: 2
Coding region: 174-488 (104 amino acids)
Source: RefSeq, a predicted model, not a curated record
CAAGCUCACGCUGGUGCCUCAAGCAGCAGCACGCCACCACCGGAGACAUCCAAUGUGGUCAAUGAAACUGGGCCAGCAACGUUGCAGACUGAAAGUACCAGACCCUCUUCCCCACUAGACGCCGCACAUGUCCCACACAGCAGCUACUUUGCGGUUCUCGCAAGGUGCCUCCCAUGUUUAUCACGAUCCGCUCCAAGUUUCCGCUAGGCUUCUUUUCCCUUCUGAGCAUUUUUAUUGGAGUAGAUGUUACUGGAUAUAUCGGAAGAUACUUAUGCAAUUCAAUUAUGUUGCCGGUAGAGGACUAUCAUCAGCAAACAACGAUACGUAACUUCAUCCCAUACUUGCAUGGCCAACCUCUGAGUGUAUUGACAAGUCAUCCUGCACUUGCAGAUGAAUGGGUCUAUUACCGAGUUUUCCUUGCUGUUUGGUGUACUAGUCAUAGUAGUCACUUGCAAAUAAUCGUCGAUGGGGGCAUGCAGAGUCCCUAGCUUCUCCUCUGCUGGACUACUGGUCCGCAUCACUACCAAA